Pararge aegeria (speckled wood butterfly) is the source of this 4552-nucleotide messenger RNA. RefSeq names its product actin-interacting protein 1 (gene flr). Lineage: Eukaryota; Metazoa; Arthropoda; Insecta; Lepidoptera; Nymphalidae. Gene Ontology annotation, cellular component: cortical actin cytoskeleton. Gene Ontology annotation, biological process: positive regulation of actin filament depolymerization; sarcomere organization; locomotion. The transcript is spliced from 13 exons. Bases 155 to 1972 code for a protein of 605 amino acids. The record is from RefSeq and is a predicted model, not a curated record. Gene Ontology annotation, molecular function: actin filament binding.
CCGGGACGUCACGACUCACGUCACGUCAUUUUUCGGGAGGCUAUGGAUUGUAUCGGCUGAAUUUGUUUUCGUAAAAUUAAACUAAAAAGUACUCAUUCUAACUUAUUUUUGUCGGCGUCAGUGUGUGAAAUAACUAUUUAUACGUGUAAUUAAAAUGUCAUAUUCAAAUAAGUAUACGUUUGCGGCACUGCCUAGGACGCAGCGCGGUACACCUUUAGUGCUGGGUGGAGAUCCUAAAGGGAAAAAUUUCCUUUACACAAAUGGCAAUUCAGUUAUUAUAAGGGACAUUGAGAAUCCAGCAAUAUCCGACGUGUACACUGAACACUCCUGUCAAGUGAAUGUAGCUAAAUACUCACCAAGCGGUUUCUAUAUUGCUUCCGGAGAUGUGUCAGGCAAGGUGAGGAUCUGGGACACGGUGAACAAGGAGCACAUCCUCAAGAAUGAGUUCCAGCCGAUCGGUGGACCGAUCAAGGACAUCGCGUGGAGUGCGGACAGCCAGAGAAUGGUCGUGGUCGGGGAAGGCAGAGAAAGAUUCGGGCACGUGUUCAUGGCGGAGACCGGCACGUCGGUGGGUGAGAUCAGCGGCCAGUCCAAGCCGAUCAACUCUGUGGACUUCCGCCCCAGCCGGCCCUUCCGCGUCGUCACCGCCUCGGAGGACAACACCAUCGCCGUGUUCGAGGGACCGCCCUUCAAGUUCAAGUGCACCAAGCAGGAUCACACUCGCUUCGCUCAAGCGGUCCGCUACAGUCCGGACGGCAGUCUCUUCGCCUCAGCGGGCUUCGACGGCAAGAUCUUCCUCUACGACGGCGCCACCUCGGAGCUGAAGGGAGAGAUCGGCUCUCCGGCCCACAAGGGCGGCGUGUACGGCAUAGCCUGGUCGCCGGACGGCAAGCAGUUGUUGUCGUGCUCCGGGGACAAGACGUGCGCGAUCUGGGACGUGGAGACCCGGGAGCGCGCCACCACCUUCAACAUGGGCGUCGCGGUCGAGAACCAGCAGGUGUCCUGUCUGUGGCAAGGGAAGCACCUCCUGUCCGUGUCUCUGUCCGGGGACAUCAACUACCUGGACGUGUCUGCGCCGGACACGCCGCAUCGGGUGCUGACCGGCCACAACAAGCCCAUCACGUGCCUUGCGCUGCGGGGCAAGGGGCUGUACACCGCCAGCCACGACGGCGCUGUCACUCUGUGGGAUGUCGAUACAGGCGAAGGUCGCCGGGUCGGGGGUCAGGGGCACGGGAACCAGGUCAACGGCAUGCGGACCGGCAAAGACGGGACACUGCUCACUUGCGGCAUCGACGACACCUUGCGCAGGGCCGUGGCCAGCGCCGAAGGCGAGGUGCCGUCGUACACGAGCGACGCGACGCCGUUGGGCGCGCAGCCGAGGGCGUUGGACCACCUCGCUGACGAGGACCUCACCAUCGUGGCCACAGUUAAAGAGCUAGCAGUGAUCGUCGGCACCAGCAAGCAAUCCACGCUGCCAAUCAAUUACGAACCCAGCUGCGUUACGAUUGACCCCAAAUCCAAACAUGUAGCCGUUGGUGGUGCUGACAGCAAAGUCCACAUAUACUCCCUCCAAGGGACCUCGCUCACCCCGGUCACAGAGCUGACCCACCUUGGAGCCAUCACUGAUGCGCGGUACAGCCCCGACUCCACCUACCUGGUCGCCUGCGACUCUAACAGGAAGCUUAUCCUGUACACCACAGAAGAAUAUAAGCUGGCGCACAACAAGGAGUGGGGCUUUCACACGGCGCGCGUCAACUGUGUCGCGUGGAGCCCCAACGGGUUGCGGGUGGCUUCCGGCUCGCUCGACACCAGCAUCAUCGUGUGGAGCGUGCAGCAGCCAGCCAAGCACGUCGCUGUAAAAAACGCGCACCCUCAGAGCCAGAUCACCGGCCUGGCCUGGGUGGACGACGAGACCCUGUCGUCAGUGGGGCAGGACGCCAACACGCGUAUAUGGAGCCUGCCAACUUCUUAGAUAUUCGUUUAUCAUAUAACUAUUUCAUAAUAUUCACAAGAAAUCCAGUUACUUUACGAUAUGUACACGGGAACUUUACAGUAGUAUGCCCCUUUUUUAACGGCCCUUGGGAUUUUUUCACGACUUGGACUGCAUCGCCACUUACCACCAGGUGAGAUUGCAGUCUAGCCGCAAUCCAAUAUAAAGAAAAUAAAGGCUUUAUUAAAGCUGCACACUACUUGAAGUCUUUGUAAACCAUUAGCCGCAUAACGAAAUAAAUCGUAAAGUGACACGAUUCCUUAAAGAGUUUAAACUCAGAGUUUUAUAAGCCUAUAUAAUAUAUACUAACAUAUUUAUUUUGCUUACACGUUAAGUUACUUUUAACCGUUUGUACGCGAUACUAACAUAUCGAAUCGAAAGCAUUUUUUAAAAAGUGAAACUCCUUUAGGAACAGGGCAAACCUUAUUGGUAGUGAAAAGCACUUAAGACGCUGUACGACAGUGGGUCUUGGUGACUUUUAAUUUAUUUAUGAAUAUAUACACAGAGAAGUUUCACUAAUGUGUACGCAAAUAACUUUUCGUUAGCGUACAUUUUUUUAAAACAUUGUAUUUAAAGUCAAAGUGUAUUUAAAAGUAGUUCUCUUGAAGUCUGACCGCUCAUUGGCUAAAAUAGCUUAAGCCACUUUUUGAUUGUAUUUUUCUCGGACUGGCAACUUGUACGGUUAAUUAAAUGGUGCCAGCAACGUCGUGCGCAAGUCAGCCCGAAACAGUUAUCUGGCUGGUUUAUCUUAAAGAUAACUCGCACUAAUUAGCGUAGUUUAUUAUAAAGUUAACAACAAAUUUUAGCGACUGAGCGGCUAACUUUAUUGAUGCAAAAAUUUUGUACUGUAUGAUACUGUAAUUUUAUAGUCUAUAUAUUCUAUGUCGGUGCGCAUGACCGAUUUUUUAACAAUCGGUCUGUUUUCUUAGUCGGUAAUUUCAAAAGUUAUCGUGUAACAUCAACACGAAAAGUAAUUUUAGUAAUUUACUAACAUUAUUUAAAAAUAUAUUCAUUUUUAUUUUUAUUUGAAAUCCGCUUGUAUUGAAAAUCAGAUGGCAGUUGUGUCAAACAUGUAAUUUAACUUGGGUUUCACUUAUCGCAACUCUUUUUAUAAUAAAAAAUUCUUAAAAUCGCAUAUGUUUCCAAUAAAUUAUUUUAUCUAUUGCUAAAUCAAUAUGAUGAUGACUUUUAUAGAACUGGCCAAUGCUGGACUAAAAGUCUCUCCCUUAGUCGCCUCGUAUACAUCCUAAGAGAAUGGUGACAAACUGUAUCCUAAUCUGCCGUCACUCAUAUUAAAUAAAUGAAUUAAAACAUCGGUCAUACGCACCUACGAAUGAAGCUUAAAGUAUUUGCAAUAUUGGAUAUGUCCUAUCGUUAAAUACCUAUUGAGUAUUGAUAUAAUUAAUAUUAUACUAAGUAUAAAAAUAAACGAUUUUGUAUGAGAUUUAGAUUGUAUCUAAUUAUAUUUAUUAGGUUACGACAUAGACUAAAGGAGAAUGAUAGACGGGAAAAAUAAUAAUAUAAUACGGGAUAAAGCGGCCUCUAAAAGAAUCCUAUUGCAUAUUUUGUUUAUAUCUCAUAAUAUGGAAUAUCACGUUUUUUACUAAACAACAUAACAUAUUUUAUAACUCAUCGAAUUCAAUUAUUAAAAUUUUUAGUUGCGUUUUGUAUAUAUUAUACGCCUUUUAAUGGCAAACUUAAUGAAAUCAAUAGCUGAUUGACCUAAGAAUUAGGAAAGAUCAGAUUAACAACCAAUUAACAGCCCACUAUAGGGCACGGGUCUUCUCUUAAAAUGAGGCUGUAGUCCACGAAUUGUGGAUCGGUAAAAAAGUUUUGCAAAGUUCUUAUUUUUCCUGGAGAUGUAAGAGAAGGCAAAAAAAUGGUGAUGUUCAAAUUUGCGUUCUGAAUCUAUUCAAAGACUUCCUGUGAAGUGUUUUUUAUUAUAUUAUGCGCCCAGCGAUUUGAACAAUGUUAGUCUCAGUCACACCGAAUGAUCUUAUUUGACGUAUCAUUAUUUAACUGGUUUUAAUCUGACAAAGAGUAUCCCGUCUAUCAUUUGCAUUUAGUCUGUGGCCAAAGUGUGAAACGCAUUUAAGCUUGUCCUAUUAUUGUAACUAAAAUCAUGAGAAUAACUAAAUGUAGAGUGUAAUCUGUUUUAAGCACCAAAACAUAAUUAUUAGGUUAUGGUUUGCCACUUACUAUCACGUGCACCAUUUGCUGAGUGCAUCAUAUUGACUUACUUAUUUAUUUUAUAUAUUAUUAUAAAAAAAAUGACUCCCCAUAUAUCCGGUUUUUUUUUUUGAUUUUUUAAUUUACUGCAAUCUCUCCCGAUGGCAGAAGUAUAGAAAAAAGACUUUAAACCGAGACUUCUCUAUACACGUUUUAGUUAUUCUCAUGCUGAAACUCAGAUCGUAGCUCGCUAAGAACAAAAUUAAAACUUCGGAGUCUGUAUUUUUGUACGACCUUAUUUUCUAAUGGAUUUUGUCGUUUUUUUUUACAUGGUUUCUACUAAAAUUAUAGUUGUUUAAGUGAUAAAAUGAAUAAAUUGUGUACACUUGUAUA